ACAGUCUGGACAAAUCUUUGUCACCCACCAGUCCCACAGCUGCUCAGACCCAACCAAAUCAAGAGACUCAUCAAGACGUACAUCCAAAAACAGGAGACCAUUAACCUGGUGGUGGUCCCCAGUAAUGUGGACAUCGCCACCACGGAGGCACUGAGCAUGGCUCAGGAGGUGGACCCUGAAGGGGACAGGACCAUAGGGAUCUUGACCAAGCCUGAUCUUGUGGACAGAGGAACUGAAGACAAGGUCAUUGAUGUGGUGCGGAACCUGGUGUACCACCUGAAGAAGGGCUACAUGAUAGUCAAGUGCAGGGGUCAGCAGGACAUCCAGGAAAAGCUGAGCCUGACUGAGGCCCUUGAGAAGGAGCAAGCCUUCUUCAAGGAGCACCCUCACUUCAGGUACCUCUGCCAUACUAUGCCAUGCAGUGAAUUGCUUGUCAAGAACACACCUGACAUGAGUGGUGUGUGUGCAACAGCCUGA
Molecule: messenger RNA, 477 nt
Organism: Peromyscus maniculatus bairdii (prairie deer mouse)
Lineage: Eukaryota; Metazoa; Chordata; Mammalia; Rodentia; Cricetidae
Source: RefSeq, a predicted model, not a curated record